This is a messenger RNA of Rhinocladiella mackenziei CBS 650.93, 1053 nucleotides long. RefSeq lists its product as uncharacterized. NCBI's taxonomy places the organism in Eukaryota, Fungi, Ascomycota, Eurotiomycetes, Chaetothyriales, Herpotrichiellaceae. The transcript is spliced from 3 exons. The record is from RefSeq and is a predicted model, not a curated record. Gene Ontology annotation, molecular function: Hsp70 protein binding. Gene Ontology annotation, biological process: cellular response to misfolded protein. The coding region runs from base 1 to 1053 and encodes 350 amino acids. Gene Ontology annotation, cellular component: endoplasmic reticulum membrane.
AUGUCCGCAACGGCUUCUGGCUCUGAUGCCAGGGCAAAUGGCUCGGCGACUUCACGAGACCACAAUCAGGGCAAUCAAGACAGAAAGUAUACCCCCCAGCAGAAGGCCGAAGUAAUACGGAUACGGAAAUGCAACCCCACGGCAUUCUAUGAGAUUCUUGCGAUCGAGAAAACGGCGAGCGAUGGAGAGAUCAAGAAGGCCUACCGAAAAAUAAGUUUGUUGACGCACCCCGAUAAAAAUGGAUAUGAAGGCGCCGAUGAGGCAUUCAAGAUGGUCUCGCGCGCAUUUCAAAUACUGUCGGACGCCGACAAGAAAGCAAGAUACGAUCAAUUUGGAGGUGACCCUGAUAAUCGCUUUUCCAGUAGCGGUGCUGCCGGCGCUGGUGCCAGCCCCUUCAGCGGCUUCGCGCGAUCUCCUGGAAGAGGGCCUAUGUACGAAGAUGAGAUCUCACCGGAAGAACUAUUCAACCGGUUCUUUGGUGGAGGCAUGGGUCCAGGUUUCCAGUUUGGCGGUGGAAUUGGAGGACCACAAUUUGUCUUUAAUAUGGGAGGCGGUCCGGGAUUUACAGUACAUCGUAUGGGAGGCCCAACACCGAGGCGAAGGCCACGAGAAGCUAACGCAGAAUCCACGCCGAGUGGAUUGUCCGCGCUAACCCAACUGCUUCCAUUGUUACUCCUGUUUAUUCUACCUUUGCUGUCUUCACUUUUCUCCGGCACGACCCCCUCCGGCCCUCAAGUCCGAUUUGAUUCACCGGUUCCGCCACAUACGAUGCAUCGGGUCACCCCCAGAUAUAAAAUUGAUUAUUUUAUCAAUCCUGCGGAGGUGGACGGAUGGAAAGCCAGGCAGUUUUCUUCGUUGGAUCAGCGGGCGGAAGUGGACUAUGUAUCAACGCUCAGAUAUCAGUGUGAGACGGAGGUACAGCGAAAGCGUCAAGAAAUCAACGACGCCACCGGGUUCUUCUACACGGACGAGAAGAGAUUGAAGAGAGCAAGGAAUAUGCCGAUGCCUGGCUGUCAGCGGUUGGAUGAAUUGAAAGUCAGUCGACAGUUCUGA